AUGGAAGAGAGAAUCCAAGCUGUUGUCAAACCUUUUGUUCGAAUGAUGAAGAACUUGACGUUGAGGCUUUGUGAUGUCAAGGUCACAGCCCGAAAGGAUGUCCAGACCGCGAUGGGAGAAAUUGUGCCAUUGUUGUUGCGCUUUUGCGAGCAGUACAAGCAUGCGCAGCCUGUUUGCUUUGACCUUAUGAGGGAGCUGAUCAAAGGCGCUACUGGAAGUCCGUUGCUGGAGCCGCACGUGCAAAACUUGGUUCCUCCACUCCUGGUAUCGUUGUCAAUGAUGGAGAACGAUGCUUUGCAGUAUUACCAGUUUCACAUCAGUGCAGCUUCGGAAGAGAAGGGCAAGGAGCUGGAGGCUGCUCGAAUUUCUAACUCUCGCGACAGCGAAUCUAUGAAAUUGAUAAAGCAGCUUAUUCCUUUCAUCAGCAAGGAGGUUGCUGAUGCUCUAGCUCCAAGGACUCGAGAUUUGCUUCAGCGAGGGGUUGGCGCCAACACAAGAGUUGGUGUUUGCGAUUUUUGGGUUGCAGUUUGUGCAGAGAGACCAAGUUCCGUGGAAACAGGUGGUUCUGUUGCAGCAAAUAUGCUUCGAUCUACUGCUGGUGCUCUUCUUGAUCCCUCGAGGGAGGUGAGGAGUGCUGCUGCAUCUUGCUUUGCAAGCUUCGCACGAAGGAAUCCACCACAAGAGCUGACAAAGGUGGUGUUUGAAAAACUACUCAGACAAGAGCAGGAGUUUCGAACGGAUGACACACAGAGGAACUCCUAUCGCAUUUCAUUGGCCCGGGCUUUGUGGGAGGUGUGCCGCAGAUGUGAUGACAGCAUAUUAGAGUCAGAACUGAAGUCUGCAAUAGCAGCCAAGGCCUUCACCUUGCGUUGGAGCACUGACGCUGAAGUGAAGACAGGCUGGGAAGCUCUUUGGGGAGAGCUUUGCCCAACCACGGUUGGUGGAGUGCAGCGCUACCGUCGCGAAAUUUGUGCAGAGUUGGCUGAUGCUUUUGCCGAAAGUGUUUCACGGGCUGACAAGGUGAGCGCCGCGAAGGCCGUUUCAGGGUUCGCAGCACAACUGGAAAAGGCAGAUCAACAACAGCGUUCCGCUGAGGACAAUGCUGUGUGCAGCCUUCUCGCCAGCUUGAAGGCCGCCGUCCAGACGCUGCCUACUUUUGACGGUUCUGGUAGCCUGGUCAGGGCCCUUGCAGAUCUUGCUGCGGUGUGCUAUCGCCGCAAGCGCGGUGAGGAACUUUCAGUCAAUGAGGACGUGGUCGGUAUUCCGUUGAUCCAAAGCUUUUGCUCCAAAGGCCCUUUGGCAGAACGUGCUGCUGUGGCCCAAGCCUAUUUGGAGGUGAUUACUGCAACGCGGCUAUGGCCACCUUUGGCAGAUGCCAACAAGCACUACAGCGAUGCCGCUAGGUUUGUUGAUCAGUUGCAAGAAGAAGUAGAGAAGGAGGAAAGGGAGCCCGGACAAACUGCUCCGAAGAUGCACCGCGGAAAGGGCUCCAGCCCAGCUGAAGAACUGCUCACGUCCACCCUCGACUUUUGGGCAACAGCUUUGCAGCAAUGCCGGCGGGAAAUCGAAGAUGAAGGUGAUCUAGAGCCACCGGAAGGUGACUUGGUUGCUUUCACAGGAGCAUCUCUUGCGGAGUUCAAGACAGGGUCGCUGACAUUACGCCUUGCCAUCAUCAGAUUGUGGAAGCACGUCUUCAAGCACUUUGCCCAGGAGCAACUCCCGCUCAGCAGCUUGAGCGACGAACACUUUGGGCGCGUGAUGUGGGCCAUCCAGGAUGCGUCGUGGGAUUCACGCUCUGAGAGACUUCGACGACCUGCGUUAGAGCUUGCGGCAAGCAUGGCCGAAGAUGGGCAACAAGCCAAGGCAUUGCUCCGCGGGAUCCAAGCUGAAGUUUCUCAAGCUUCCGCAGAAACAGCAGGAGCUGCAGCAGCAAGAGCUGUGCCUUUGGCAGAGUGGCUGGAGAGGAUAGAUUCUGCCACUGCUGAGCAGUGCUCGCGUGAGGUUUUGGCUCUUCGAUCCUUGAUAAGCUCAGGUUGA
Durusdinium trenchii is the source of this 2037-nucleotide messenger RNA. The record is from the annotation of a GenBank genome assembly. Lineage: Eukaryota; Dinophyceae; Suessiales; Symbiodiniaceae.